Messenger RNA from Suricata suricatta (meerkat), 2947 nucleotides. It is a transcript of the gene BRME1, whose product is annotated as chromosome 12 C19orf57 homolog. Gene Ontology annotation, biological process: double-strand break repair involved in meiotic recombination. Bases 182 to 2404 code for a protein of 740 amino acids. NCBI's taxonomy places the organism in Eukaryota, Metazoa, Chordata, Mammalia, Carnivora, Herpestidae. The transcript has 11 exons. The record is from RefSeq and is a predicted model, not a curated record.
GGCUGCAGCCUCGGCUCUCGGCGUCGCGCGGCCACCUAUGGGCUCUGGCCUCUCCUGGUGGCCCCGGUCUGGGCGUUCCACGCUUUUAGGUGGCCAGGGUCCAGGCAGACCUGCCCAGUUCCUGGUAAGGACAGAGGGACCUUGACAGCUUCUGUGGCCCAGAUCUCGAGGGAGGCAUAAAAUGACUAAGAGGAAAAAGCUGCGGACUUCAGGUGGAGAAGGAAUCUGUUCUCCAAAAUUCCCGAAGAACCCAAGGCUCGGAGACUCUGGCGGGUGCCCCCAGAGUUCUGAGUGGGGCUCUUCGUGUCUCCCUGAAGAGUCAGAAGGCAGAUCGGGACCUGUUCCCUCUGCCGAACAGAGGACGGAGGAACCAGGACAGGCAGCCUCCAGCCCCACUGCCGAGGAAGCACAAGUUCCCUCCAGUCUCCUCGGGCAACCGGAAAAGGAGCCAGCGCCCCUUCCUCUUUCCCAGAACUCAGCCAGGAGGUUUGUCCCCCAGUUUGCAAAACCCAGGAUGACAGUGACAAGGUCAGCAGAGAUGAGGGGAGAGGACCUCAGGAGUGGAACCCCUAAAGUCAGCCAGGAAACAUCACCAGGGUCCAGGUCCCAGCAGGCCAGAGGCCAACUGCGGGAGGAGUCCCUAGGGCUUGCUUCCUGGGAGGCCAGGGAGCUGGGAGCCCAGACCCAGGUGGACAGCACUCACCUUGAACACAGAGACCAAAGCCCCACGACCCCUGUGCCAGGAAGCGGGGAUUCUCAGCCCUCGGCUUCCACCAGUGCCUCUCCAGAGUGGGGGACGGUACCAAGCCAGAACCGCCUGUCAGAGCAAGGAACCAACACAGCAGAUGGUAAAAGCAGGGAAGGAUGUUGGGUUCUAGGCCGCCAUGGCCAGAAAGGGCCCCUGCUGAGCAGUGAUGCUGAGGAGAAGGCAGACCAAGCAGGCCUCCAGGAAGCAGGUGCGCGAGGGGGAGCAGAGGCUGGCCUGCCCGAGAGCCACAAGCAGGAAGAAGACAGUGUCCUGCAUCCCGCCACUCAGGGCCCAGAGCCUGGAGCUGCAGACCAGGCCCUCUCUGACCCCUUGCGGAUGCCCAGCGAGCCUGGCAGCGAAGCAGAACAGAGCUGCAGCAGCCCUAGUCACUCCUCCCUUGGGACCAGUGUCCUCGCAGACAGGAUCACAGACCCCACGGGGCCAGAGCAGAGGGCUCCACAGGUGGCCAAGCCCGAUGAACAGGCCGACACCGGGGCACCUUCCUCUCCCAGCGGGAGGGCCCCUGCUGGGGGCCACAGUGGGGCCCUGCUCAGCUGCACACUUGUCUCUGGGGAGACAGGAGGCAGAAGGGAGGCAGAGUGGGAAGACAAGCCCCCUGGCAACAUCCUGGGGGCCCCUGCAGGUUCCCUGGCCCUGGAUCACAGAAUAAAAGAGCCCGCAGCAGGUCCUGGAGAUUCCAGUCUUCUAGCCUCAGGAAUGGGCCCACGUGUUGAUCAGACAAGCGUGCCUGGCCUGAGUGAGGAGGGGCUGGGGCCAGUGUGUGCGCUGCCUUUGCUGUCGCCGCCUGCAGGUGCAACAGCGGCAGAGUCAGUGAGCCAGCGCCCUGAACAAGACCCCGUGUGGUUCAAUCUGUCUCUCGGAGCCUUUGCUCCACCGGUGCUCAGAGAACCAGUGGGUGACCCCUCCCAGGAGACCAGGGCCUGCCACGACCGCCCAGAUGCCCCUGAAGACCCCACUGGCUGGCCUGAGCCCCCGCCUGGCCCUGCAGACCUGGCUGCCUCCGGGGGGUCUCCAGCCGGGGAUCCUGACUUCCUGCUGGACAGCCAGAUACGGGACGCCCUGGAAGCCCCUGACUUUGCAGCCUCACCUGAGCAGACACUGCAGGAGGGGCAGGAGACAGCGCUGAGGCCCAGCCAUGGGGGACAGAGCCACCAGCCGGCACAGAUGAGCCCUUCAGAGAGCACAGGCCCGGUGGCGGACACCAGGUCGUGUCCUCCGGGGAGCAGGCGGGACUCUGGCUGGCCGGGCACCAGCCCACAGGCUGACGGAGGCCCCCUCACCGAGGUCCAGCUGAGGACAGCUCCAGGCCCAGCAAAAGCCCCCCCAGAACAGACUUCGGCAGAGCUGCCCAGGGACGGCAGGCCUGUGUCGUCCCUCCCUGCCCCCAGGACCUGCGUAGGGAUCAAGCGCUGCGAAGCUGCCCGGAUGGAGGACGCAACAGACACCGUGCAAGGCCUUGUCGUUGAGCUCUCCAACCUGAACCGGCUGAUCAUGAGCGCCCACCGGGACCUGGGGGCUUUCAGGCGCCUCAGCUACAGGACCGCAAGGCCAGCAGGGAAAGCCCCGGCGGCGCCCUACACACCAAAGGGAGCUGCGAACCCCCCGCCGGCGGAGCGAUCCUGGAGGGAUUUGUAGAUUACUUCCAGACCACCUCGGGAGCGCCCUGUGUGCACACUCGCGUGGGCCUGGCACUCCUGCCAAACAGCUGGAAACCAUCCGCCAGCAGACCCCGGGAAGCCUGCAGGGCCCCGUGUGCCCCUGGUUUACCCUAGAAGACACUGCAGCGCGUCCUAGUGGCCCCCGAAACCUCCCCUCAGCCGGCCCAGAAGUCAGCUUUCCAUGGGAAACACGGAGGCCAGGCCUGGGUCAACAGCCUGCCUUGGGCGUUGGGAGGGAGGGAAGGGGCCCUGCUCCUCCUGGGGCUGCAGCAGAGGCCGGAGGCCGGCUGUGCCCCCAGCACCCCGAAGCCAGCUGCUGCUGAGCAGGGCCCAGAGCUGCCCAGAUGUUUAUCUGGGUUUGCAAAUUUCAGUUCUUUGCUCAGGUUAAGGGAGGUUCAGAACUGGUUUCUUUCCUGGAGGGGAAAAGGGCUCCCUUUGUUGGCGGUACCUGUGUUUUGCCUCCAGAUUUCCAUUUUAUCUGUUCUGGUUAGACCAUUAAUAAAUGACUCCCUAGCGUGGA